UUUUUAACAGAGUUUUCGAAAAAUUCGAACUCUUUUACUCUUUUUGUACGAAAAUAAACAUUCGAAAUCUAUCGUUCGUCAUGCUUAACGGCAAGAUUGUCGUUUUUAGUUCAAAAAUAUUAACAUUUUCAGAGAAAAAUUUCUAGUUACUUGUGAAAUAGCAUUUCAUAAAGUUCCACCACCGGCAGUCUGCACACCAGUGUCGUAUGAAGGAAUUGAUACGGAGAUGAAAUUAAAUAAAUGGGGUUUGGCUUUACGGGACUAUCGACAAAUUCAUGAACGAUCAUUAUCGGUGAAAAACCUAACAUGCCUUGCUUCAGGAUUUAUGAUAAAACGUUAUAAACAAUAUUAUCAAGAUUUUCCAAAAUAUUUAAAUAGUGAAUAUGUUCGACAAGACGUUGAUUCAUUGAUUCAAGACGGUUUACUUGAAAAAAAAGCGAUUAAUGGUGAAUAA
Didymodactylos carnosus is the source of this 454-nucleotide messenger RNA. NCBI's taxonomy places the organism in Eukaryota, Metazoa, Rotifera, Eurotatoria, Philodinida, Philodinidae. The record is from the annotation of a GenBank genome assembly.